Molecule: messenger RNA, 3726 nt
Organism: Macrobrachium nipponense
Lineage: Eukaryota; Metazoa; Arthropoda; Malacostraca; Decapoda; Palaemonidae
Exons: 16
Coding region: 480-3326 (948 amino acids)
Biological process (GO): signal transduction
Source: RefSeq, a predicted model, not a curated record
AGCACUCAGUUCGUCCCUACCGAGGGUGAAACACAACGCGCGCGACUGAGACUCGAGAGAGAGAGAGGGGGUGGCAGACUGGCAGUCAGACUCAGUAGUGCCUCAGACGUCGAGGUGUUUGGAUGUGGUCGUGUGUGAUCGUAGCCCUUGUUGACCUCUCUCGUUGGUUCGCUUAUCUCUUGCACUAAUGCCUUUCGCAUGUGAGUGAUAUCACCUGUGCCCCACUGGAGUGUUAUUGCUUGGCUUUCCUCGACGCCAGUGAAAUGACAGAUGAGAGUCCUGUGAGUAACCUUCAACAUAUGAGAAGACACGGAAUGGUGAAGUGAGAGAUUCCUUAGAAGAACUCAAUGAUUUCGAAAAAGGAAUGACUGAAAAGAGACGAAGAAGAAGUGAAAAACAACAGUAAAGGAAGGAGAGGGAAUCUAUCAAAUUACACUUACAGUGUGCUACCGUUUGCAGAAUACUGAGGCCUUACCAAGAUGAAAGAAGCGUUAAUAAUCACCCCGGCCCCUUACACUAGAGUUUCCUCCUCAUCUUCUUCUUCUUCUUCCUCUCCUACUUCCUACCUUGGGUCCCGAAUGAGACCGUUUCUGCUACCUCUUCUCUCCUUCCUUCUCGGUGCUCUGGUCCUCCUGCAGGCCUUGUCCUUCUUUUUCCUGUUCGAACGCCUCGAAACCGUCCGGGUGAGGCUUGACAGAGAGGCCAUGGAGACGGGGAAGAGGGAAGACUUCAUCAUUCGGGAAGUCGAACUCCUCAAAGGACAGCUGCUGGCUUUGAACGAGGGCAACGCCCUGCGCACCCAAGAGCCCCUCCCUCGUUCCCCUCCGUACCCACCACCAGUGACGAAUCCCCACGUGGCCCUUCCCUCGAAAUCGUCGUCGUCCGCCACGUCUGCCAGAGGAGGCGAGAAGCCCCUGGAGAGUCACAGGGCUCACGGGCGAGUGAAGCGACAGGCUUCAGAGACGUCCUACGGAGUCAAUGGUGGUGGAGUCAACGGCCAGGAUGAACUCAGCGUCCAUUUGCACAAAGAGGACACCGAAAACAGGAGCGAAGUCGACCAAUCAUGGCUUCAGCUCACAUCCUACGCAAGAAUACCGUACAAUGCAAUCCAGGAGUUCUGCAGCCAAACAAGGGAAUCGUGCCCACCCGGACCACAAGGACCCAUAGGACCCUCUGGAGAACCAGGACUACCAGGGAGAGACGGCGCAAGAGGCGACCCGGGACCACCUGGAAAGACUGGGCCUCGAGGCUUGACUGGUUUACCAGGACCCCAAGGAGAGUCCGGUCCUCGAGGAUUCAAGGGAGAAAUUGGAAUGCCAGGUAGACAGGGGCUAGACGGUCGAGAUGGAUUGCCAGGAGAACCAGGACUUGACGGGAUCCCUGGGCGGAAUGGAUUCGACGGAAUGCCCGGAGUUGAUGGUAUUCCAGGCUUCGACGGGACGCCGGGAAGGAAUGGAACGGAUGGAAAAGACGGUAGAGCCGGAGAGAAAGGGGAGAGAGGAUUCGCGGGACCUCGAGGAAAUCCAGGGAUUGCUGGACCUCGAGGUAGAAAGGGGAAGGAUGGCACCCCUGGUACCCCGGGCUCUCCAGGAAUAACGGCCUACAGGGUGAAUGGAACAGACGCCAGUAAAUUACUUGUACCGCCUUCUAUACCUGGCUCUACAUACGCCAGACCAAGACGCCGUAAGCCGGUGAUAGUACGCGAAGGAGACAAUCUGCGUCUGCGUUGUCAAGCCACUGGGGAACCGACGCCCCACAUCGAAUGGAGUCGAGUCGACGGUGGGGUCAUACCGACCGGGAAAUGGAGAGAUGGGAGUCUCAACAGCCACAUUUUGAAUCUAACUCACGUCCACCGAGAACACACAGGUAUCUACCAGUGCGAGGCCUACAAUGGAAUCCCACCCAAUGACUACAAGACCUUCAACGUCGAAGUUCAUUUUGACCCGUACAUCAGAGUGAACCAGUGGAAGGUAGGCACCUAUAACGGGUCGCAUGCUAGACUGGAGUGUCAUGUAGAGGCCUUCCCGGUAGCUGUGACGUAUUGGGAAGAUCAGAUUGGUCGGAUUCUUGACAACACCACCAAAUACAAGAUAGAAUACCAUCAGGACUACAAUUUCGUCUGGAAGAGCAAGAUGAUACUUGAUAUACGAGACAUAGAGCACAAUGACUUUGGAGACUACCACUGCAUCGCCAAAAAUGAAUUGUCCCUGACAAGAGGGCUCGUGAAGGUUCAUGAAAUUGACCCAACUCUGUACAUUCCGUCAACGGGAACCGUUGACGGGUUGACCUUCGGCCCUGAUCCUCCACGAUUUGUCGACCUGUACGAUGACCUCUGUCCACCCCCACCGAACUGCCCCGAGUGCCCCAAAACCCCGAAGUGCGCUGAAGGAAGAGGAGUCCUCUUUGGGAUCCGAGUGGAGCCCUUCGGGAACGACACCUACCCUGGAUUCAAGAACAGAAGUCUCGACUGUUUGCUUUCCGCGGUCGGCAAGCCUGUUUACCACAGACACACCGACUCACCCUACGGAUCCUGGAUGCGAGAUCCCCACCCCAAGGACCCCCACGCAGAGCCCAAGUUUUGGACGACGGACCACAGGAGCCCCAAGAUACUGUACGAAUUCGCCGACAAGAACAGCUACAGGAAAAAUCACCCGACGAAGACGCACCGACUCAAUCAUGCGUUCUCGGGCAAUUCCCAUGUCGUCUACAACGGGUCCUUUUACUAUCACGUGCAAGACCAACCAGUCAUCAUGAGGUACGACCUCAACUCCGGAGCCGAGAAGGACUUCGUGGUUCCCCAGCUGUCUGUCUACGAAGGACGCUACCUGUACAAUGGAGGCAUCAACUACAUCGAUUUCAGUACUGACGAGAACGGGCUCUGGGCUAUUUACGGACUUCCCUCAAAUAACAACACUGUGGUCAUGAAAAUAGACCCUUGGGCGAUGGAGGUCGAGUAUAUCUGGAACAUUUCCAUAAGCCACCACAAGUUCGGAGAGCUUUUCAUCACCUGCGGGGUCCUGUAUGCUAUCGAUAGCACGACGCAGAGAGACACCAAGAUCAGAUUUGCACUGGACCUUUAUCGAAAGACAUUCUUGGAUGUGGAUUUACCAUUCAACAAUCCAUUCAGAAAUACUACAACGCUUGGGUACAACCCCAAAACAAAGGAGAUCUACUCUUGGGACAACGGUAACCAGCUGACUUACCCAAUCAAAUACAACGACAUAGGAUAUAACCCCCCCCUUGAGGAACGCACCAGGCCGGAAGCUUCGGCGCAUCUGAUGGACUACGAAAUCGAUUACGAAGUCGACCCCUUAACAGGAAGCUAACAUUCCCUUCAUUCAUUGGGGACUGGUUAGAAAGAAGGCUUCGUCCCUCUCUCUCUCUCUCUGACGGCAGACGGAAGUAGAUUUUUCAAGGGCAGAUGGUCUCUGAGAGAGAAAGCACUGUUCCAGUGAAUUUCUUUCUUUUUGUUUUGGGUUAUUUUGGCGGAAGGACCAUAACGGUGAGUGGAAAUCUAUGGUGCUGGCUUUGCACAUAUUCGUACAUAUCUGUAUUUAGACUUUUUUUUCGAGCAUUAAAGGAAGUGUGUCUAGGAUUCUUCACAAGGGAGAAUUUCUUCUUACCCGUAGACUAAUUAUUGUGUGCAAGUGGAAUACUGGGAUUGUACUCUAGACGGAAAGUGGCCAGAUCUUUAACAUUUUGGGGUCAAUAAGGCAAAAAAUAUCC